Molecule: messenger RNA, 2227 nt
Organism: Ornithorhynchus anatinus (platypus)
Lineage: Eukaryota; Metazoa; Chordata; Mammalia; Monotremata; Ornithorhynchidae
Gene: NUB1
Product: negative regulator of ubiquitin like proteins 1
Biological process (GO): regulation of ubiquitin-dependent protein catabolic process
Molecular function (GO): protein binding
Source: RefSeq, a predicted model, not a curated record
UCCCCGGGUUCCCCCCCCCCCCCCCGCCCUCCCUUACAUCCGGGGACUUUCCCAGAGCGCCGGCCGCGGCGCCUCAGCGCAGAUCUGUGGAAACUUUCCCGGAAAAUAUGUCUCAAGGACAGUAACGGAGCUUUGGGAAAUCCCCGCGAGGAUGGCACAAAAGAAAUACCUUCAAGCAAAACUUACCAACUUCUUAAGAGAAGACAAAAUUCAACUCUGGAAGCCUCCGUACACCAAUGAAAAUAAAGAAGCAGGUUCGGUUUUGAAGGAGCUUGCCAAGAAAUACUCAGACAAGUUGGACUGUUGCGAAAAUGAAAUAGAAAAGUUAAUAGAAGAAAUCCGUUGUAAAGCCAUCGAGAGGGGGUCGGGCAAUGAAGCAUAUAAAGCCACAGGGAUUGCCACCAUCGAGGUGUUUUUGCCCCCCAAACACCGAAAAGAUAAAAAAAGCCUGCUGGAAACCAAACUGCAAAUUACCGGCAAGGAGUUGAGAGCUCAAAUAGCCCAGGCCUAUGGAUUUCAAGAAAACUACAUCAAAGUCGUUAUAAAUAAGAAGCAGCUUCAACUGGGGAAGACCCUGGAGGAGCAGGGCAUUACGCACAACGUCAAAGCCAUGGUGCUGGAGCUGAAGCAGUCUGAAGAGGAGGCCAAAAAACAUCUUCAGGAAGAAGAACAGGAGCAGAAGGAACUGGACCAAAAGGAGAAAAGGAUGCAGAGAACCAAACGAGGGCUCGAAAUCCUGGCCCAGAGAGCUGAGACCGUGGAUCCGGACACCAUGCCGUACUUGGAAAUCGCCAACCAAACGGGCAGGUCCAUCAAGAUCCCCCCUGCAGAAAAGAAGGCCCUGAUGUUAGCCAUGGGAUAUCAUGAAAAGGGCAGAGCUUUCCUGAAGAGAAAAGAGUAUGUUAUGGCCCUGCCCUUCCUCCUGGACGCAGACAAACACUUCUGCGAGUGCUGUAGGGAGUUGCUGGACACGGUGGACAACUACGCCGUGCUGCAGCUGGACACGGUGUGGUGUUACUUCCGCCUGGGCCAGCUGGAGUGCCUCGAUGAUGCCGAGAGGAAGCUGAACAUGGCCCUCAACUGCUUCAAGAACUGCUACGGCGAACACCACGAGAGACUCGUCCACAUUAAAGGGAGUUACGGCCGGGAGAAGGUUCUAUUUCUCAGACUCUACCUGCUCCAAGGAAUAAGAAACUUCCACAGUGGGAAGGAGAAAGAGGCCUCCGAGUAUCUGAACAGGGCGAAGCACCUGUACGAGGAGCUGUCCAUCGACCCCAACAAAGUGGAGAGCCUGCUGCAGCUGGGCUUCACCGCACAGGAGGCCCGGCUGGGCCUGCGGGCCUGCGAGGGCAACGUGGACCACGCUGCCAACCACAUCACCAACCGGAGAGAGGAAAUGGCCCAAAUCAAAAGAGAGGAGAAAGAGAAGAGGAGGAAGCGGCUGGAAAGCAUCAACACCCUGAAAGGAAUGGGGUACUCGGCCCGUGCGGCCAGAGAAGUCCUCCGCCGGACCAAGGGAAACCUGGACGAAGCCCUGAAGAUCCUGCUGAGUGACCCUCAGUCGUGGUGGGUGGACGCGGCCGAGCCGCAGACCAGCCGGACACAGGACAGCGUGGACCCGGACAGUAUCGAGAAGUUGGUGUACAUGGGCUUCGACGCGAAGAUGGUGGAGGAGGCGCUGAAGGUGUUCCGAGGCAACGUGCAGCUCGCUGCUCAGACCCUCGCCCUCAACGGAGGGGGGCUCCCCCCCCGCCUGCGCCCGCCCUCCACGCCCUCGACGCCCUCCACGGAGUCUCCUUCCGACUCGGCUGGCACCUCGAGCGCCUCCACGGACGACGACAUGGAGACGGAGGCCGUGCAGGAGAUACUGGGCGACAUCCCGGAGCACGAGGAGGACUACCUGGACUUGACACUGGAAGACGAGGCGGAGAUCAUGGCCGAGUACUUGUCCUACGUCGACAUGGCCAAGGCCCCUCCCCGCAAGGACUAGCCGCAGAACCGGCCCCCGCCUCGCAGAUGACAUCCCGCGCACGGCUCUUCCGCACGGUCGUUUCUCUGGCUCCCGGGGCCUGGCCGCGUCUGCCGGGAGACAAGCCGGGGGCAUCUACCCCCCCCCCCCCCCCCGUUUCUUCAGAAGAAGGUGGGGAGUCAGUGAGGGGGGGAUACAGGGUCCCCCUGAGGCAGGGAAAGGCAUCUUUGCUUACAUAUUCCCCCUCUCUACUCCUCA